This is a messenger RNA of Grammomys surdaster, 567 nucleotides long. RefSeq names its product keratin-associated protein 6-5-like. The record is from RefSeq and is a predicted model, not a curated record. NCBI's taxonomy places the organism in Eukaryota, Metazoa, Chordata, Mammalia, Rodentia, Muridae. The coding region runs from base 47 to 280 and encodes 77 amino acids. The transcript has a single exon. Gene Ontology annotation, biological process: keratinization.
CACCUACUCUCCUCUCUACCCAAGAACAACCUCAACAACCAACACCAUGUGUGGCUACUACGGAAACUACUAUGGCGGCAGAGGCUAUGGCUGCUGUGGCUAUGGAGGCCUGGGCUAUGGCUAUGGAGGCCUGGGCUGUGGCUAUGGCUCCUACUAUGGCUGUGGCUACCGUGGACUGGGCUGUGGCUAUGGCUAUGGCUGUGGCUAUGGCUCACGCUCUCUCUAUGGCUGUGGCUAUGGAUGUGGCUCUGGCUAUGGAUCUGGAUUUGGCUACUACUAAAGAGACCAUAAGAGACUUUCAUCUUCUCCAACUGUGACUUUAAGACUCACCAAUUCUGAACCCCAAAACACUGAGCCUCUUCUCUGAAGAUGAUGCUGCCAAGAAGUUUUUAGUAUCCACUGUGAUUUGCAUCGAGGCCACAUGCUCCAUGAAUAUCCCUCAUAAAGAGAGGGAAUGAAGUUGACUUGACUCCUGUCACUUCCAUAGUUCUCAGAAUAAUAUCAUCAUAGCAUUGACCUUGAUGACUGUCAUUCUUUUCCUCAUUUAUUGAGUCUCUAAUAAACAUC